Eremothecium cymbalariae DBVPG#7215 is the source of this 837-nucleotide messenger RNA. It is a transcript of the gene SHB17, whose product is annotated as sedoheptulose-bisphosphatase. The record is from RefSeq and is a predicted model, not a curated record. Lineage: Eukaryota; Fungi; Ascomycota; Saccharomycetes; Saccharomycetales; Saccharomycetaceae. The transcript has a single exon. Bases 1 to 837 code for a protein of 278 amino acids. Gene Ontology annotation, molecular function: sedoheptulose-bisphosphatase activity. Gene Ontology annotation, biological process: ribose phosphate biosynthetic process.
AUGCCAAAGAAGCCUACUCCUCGUUGUAUCGUUAUCCGCCAUGGCCAAACAGAAUGGUCCAAGUCAGGCCAGUACACCGGGUUGACUGAUUUGCCCUUGACUGAGUACGGUGUAGGACAAAUGAGACGCACUGGCGCUGCUAUAUUUGGUGGCAACUACAUCAAUCCAGAGCACAUCACCUAUGUUUUCACUUCUCCACGUUGUAGAGCACUUCAGACAGUAAACCUUGUGUUAGAAUCGUUGGGCGCGGAUAUCAAAAAGAACAUCAAGAUAGUUGUUGAUGAAGACCUUCGGGAAUGGGAGUAUGGUGACUAUGAAGGCCUUCUGACGAGAGAAAUUGAGGCUCUUCGCAGAAGCCGUGGCCUAGAUCAGGAUAGGCCGUGGAAUAUCUGGAGAGACGGGUGUGAAAAUGGUGAGAGUUCCGAACAAGUUGGUUUGCGCUUAUCUAGGGUUCUUGCCAGAAUUCAGAAUCUGCACCGCAUGCACAUGGCCGAAGGUGCUGCCAGUGACAUCCUAGUUUUUGCUCAUGGGCAUUCAUUACGCUAUUUUUCAGCUAUCUGGAUGAAAUUGGGUGUGGAAAAGACAGUUGCAGACGAGGACAACAGUAACGCUGCUAAGAACAAGUCUUGGCAGGACGAAAGUGUGCCUUCCGUGCGACUGGAGAAGUAUCGUCAUCUUGUGAACAAUCCGAACUUUCUUUUGGAUGCAGGAGGGAUAGCCGUGCUGUCUUAUGCCCACCAUAACAUCGACGAGCCGGCAUUAGCCCUUGCGGGUGCGUUCGUCUGUCCACCGGAGGAAGAGUCGCAGCAUGGCGGGACGCAGAGAAUAACACACUAA